Anastrepha ludens (Mexican fruit fly) is the source of this 1197-nucleotide messenger RNA. Its product is annotated as testicular haploid expressed gene protein-like. The transcript is spliced from 5 exons. The coding region runs from base 1 to 1107 and encodes 368 amino acids. The record is from RefSeq and is a predicted model, not a curated record. Lineage: Eukaryota; Metazoa; Arthropoda; Insecta; Diptera; Tephritidae.
AUGCUGAUGCAAAGACUGCCAGCUUACAGAGCACAAUGCUGUGUUACGCCAUUGGCGGUGGCCGCGGAGCAAAUGUGUUUCUUUCCUGAGCUUCGACAACAAUAUUCCAAACUGCUUGAACGUUACCAUUGCAUGGUAACUAAUAAUAGGCGUAUAUGGGCAUUGGCGGAGCCAAAACAUCAAACUGGAAAAUAUCGGGCGCCUUGUUUUUGUCCAGAAAUUGGAAAUCGUAAAGUAGAAAUUGUGCGUGAAGAUACUCCAUCACGUACGCGUACUGAGCAAUUGUCUUUUCCGGCGGUGACGCGCCUUAUGGAUCUAAAAGCGAGUGACUACUUCAAAGGUUUUAGCAAUCAGCGUAAAUGCAUCGUCAAUAGAAUGCUACGCAAGAGUAUGCUAUCCUUGUAUAGUCGCUUAUCGAACAAACAGUCACAACCAAAGAAAGAGGAAUCUAAAAAACUAACUGUAGCCGAAAAAAUAGAAAGGCAAGAACGCAUGAAAAGGCUAGCAAAACCCAAGCCGGAUAGGAGCAAACCAGAAGAGAAGAAGGAUAGGUCGAAAAAAGAAAAGGGGAAACCAGUGAAACAACAAAUACAAACGAAGGGGUUUGGAUUUAUGGGAAAGGAUAAGGGAUCACCUUCGCGGCGUUAUAAAAAAUUGGCGACACCAAAGCAAUACGAAUACGAUGAACCCAAAGAAUGGGCACUUACAAAUAAUAUGAAAUUUUACACACCUUCGGAGAGGAUUUUAAAUAUUUCAAAGCCGCGUAUUUAUAAAGCCUUUGACGACGCGGAAGAGGCAUUUCGAGUUAAGGAAAGUGCGCUUAGCUACCAUGCCUCUGAACGUAUUAAAGAACUGGCUUUGCCACCAAUUUAUCAUCAAUAUAAGCCAGAAGUGAAGGAGGAUCCAUUUAAGAUAAAUCCAAAUGCACUUAAAGCAAAAACAUCACAAAGAAUAAUUGAGCUAGCGGAGCCAAAGGAGUUCUUUGAUAAACACACCCGUCCUGAUGCCUACCGGGUAUCACCAAGAGCGCUCCGAGCUAGAAUAACGCCCCGCCUGAGGGAAUUGGCUAAACCGAAAGCCUACGCAGUUGGCUAUUAUCGGAGUUAAUUUGUUUUUAAAUGAAAGUGUGAAUCUAUGUUUGCCAAGUGUUUGAGAUAAAUUUUAAGUUUACACUUUUAUUAAAUAAAAACAGUUAAA